Molecule: messenger RNA, 4740 nt
Organism: Colossoma macropomum (tambaqui)
Lineage: Eukaryota; Metazoa; Chordata; Actinopteri; Characiformes; Serrasalmidae
Product: NACHT, LRR and PYD domains-containing protein 12-like
Exons: 8
Coding region: 6-3677 (1223 amino acids)
Molecular function (GO): protein binding
Source: RefSeq, a predicted model, not a curated record
GUUCCAUGAUGGACCCUCCUGAAUUCAGCAAUGGAGAACCCAGCUGUGGGGCUGUGAAGAGUGACUGGUCUGUGCGGGAACCUCCUGAAUUCAGCAAAAAACGAAAACGCAGCUGUGUGUCUAUGAAGAGUGACUGGUCUAUGGAGGAACAUCCUGGAUUCAGCAGAGGAGGAGGAGAACCCAGCAGUGUGUCUAUGAAGAGUGAUCGGUCUAUGAGGGAACCUCCUGAAUUCAGCAGAGGAGGAGGAGAACCCAGCAGUGUGUCUAUGAAGAGUGAUCGGUCUAUGAGGGAACCUCCUGAAUUCAGCAGAGGAGGAGGAGAACCCAGCAGUGUGUCUGUGGACCCAGAGCUGAACUCCACAGAAACAGCACUGCAGAUAAACACUCAGGUAGAGGAAACUGAAGACCUGCAUCUGGAUUCUUACCAACCAGUGAACGACGUCCUGAACAGAGUCUUAGAGACACACAAAACCAGCAUGAAGAACAAGUACGAGUGCUUAUUUGAGGGAAUCAGAACUGAAGAGAAUAAAACCCUCCUGAACAGGAUUUACACUCAGCUCUACAUCACAGAGGGAGAGAGUGAAGGAGUGAAUGAAGAACAUGAGGUUCUACAGGUGGAGAAAACAACCAGGAAACACCUACAAGACAUUCCAAUCGACUGCUUAGACAUCUUUAAAGAAGAAACAGAAAAGAGGAACAUUAGAGCUGUGAGAGCUAAACGUAUCAGACAAAAUGGAAGAAAAGAGGAUGAAGAACCAAAACAGCAAAAGAUCAAAACAGUUCUGACUAAAGGCAUCGCUGGAAUUGGAAAAACUGUCUCUGUGCAGAAGUUCAUUCUGGACUGGGCUGAAGGAAAAGCCAAUCAGGAGGUAGAGUUCAUGAUUGUGCUUCCGUUCCGGGAGCUGAACCUGAUUAAAGAUGAUCAAUACAGUCUUCAUGGAUUUCUGUGUGACUUCCAUCCUGAGCUCAAAGAUCUGGACCAAGAGAUUUAUGAUCAGAUCAAAGCUGUGUUUAUAUUUGACGGUCUGGAUGAAAGCAGAAUUCCACUGAACUUUGAAGAGUGUGAGAAAGUCUCUGACAUCACCACGACAUCAUCAGUGGGAGUGUUGAUGACAAACCUCAUCAAAGGAGAGCUGCUUCCCUCUGCUCUGAUCUGGAUCACCUCCCGACCAGCAGCAGCCAAUCAGAUCCCUCCUAAAUACAUCAACCGUGUGACGGAGAUUCAGGGAUUCAGUGACCCACAGAAGGAGGAGUACUUCAGGAAGAGGAUCAGUGAUGAAGACCAAGCCCAGAGAAUCAUCUCCCACAUUAAGACAGUGAGGAGCCUCCACAUCAUGUGCCACAUUCCAGUCUUCUGCUGGAUCUCAGCCACUGUUCUUCAGAGAAUCAUGAAACAGCCUCAUACAGAAAUCCCUAAAACUCUGACUGAAAUGUACUCACACUUCCUGAUCACUCAGACCAACAUGAAGAACGAGAAGUAUGAGGAGAAACAUGAGAGAGACCAAAGGAACCUGCUGGAGUCCAACAGAAUCAUGAUUCUGAAACUGGCUAAACUGGCUUUCAAACAGCUGAUGAAGGGCAAUGUGAUGUUCUAUGAAGAGGACCUGAGAGAGUGCGGCAUUGAUGUCACUGAAGCCUCAGUGCAUUCUGGGAUUUUCACUCAGAUCUUUAGGAAGGAGAAAUGUGUGCUUUUCCAGAAGAAGGUCUACAGCUUUGUUCAUCUGAGCUUUCAGGAGUUUCUGGCUGCUGUUUUUGUGAUUCACUGCUAUGAGAGCAAAAUCAUGGAGCCCCUGCAGUGUUUAAAACCAAGUGAGAGAAAACCAGAGUUUUUUAACUCACAAUACAGAGAGCGAUCUAAGAAUGAUCCACUGGAUGAUCUGCUGGAAGGAGCAGUGAAUAAAGCCUUAGAGAGUCAGAAUGGACACCUGGAUCUUUUCCUCCGUUUCCUGCUGGGAAUCUUGCUGGAGUCCAAUCAGGAACUCCUACAGGGUCUACUGACACACAUAGAGAGACCACCAGAGAAAAUUAAAGAGCACAUUAAGCGCAUAAUAACAAAUAGAAAUGGACAAGAUCACAUCUCAACAGAGAGAUCCAUUAAUCUGUUCCUCUGUCUGUCUGAAAUGAAUGACCAGACUCUCUUCAGACAGAUUCAGGAGUAUCUAAAAUUAGAGAGACACUCAGAGGUGUAUCUCUCUCCUGAACAGUGUUCAGCACUAGCUUAUAUGAUCCUGAGCUCAGAUGAGGUUCUGGAUGAGCUGCACCUGAAGAAAUACACAUCAUUAGAGGAGGGUUAUAGGAGACUGAUCCCAGCUGUGACCGUCUGCAGAAAAGCCAUAUUAGCAUCCUGUAAUCUUGGUGGCGAAGCUUGUGAAAUUCUCAGCUCUGUUCUGCAAUCAGUAAACUCCUCUCUGAAAGAUCUUGACCUCAGUAGCAAUGACCUCCAGGACUCCGGAGUGAAGCUGCUCUCAGUGGGAUUGAAGAGUUCACACUGUACACUGGAAGUGCUGAGAUUAGCAUCCUGUAAUCUUGGUGGCGAAGCUUGUGAAAUUCUCAGCUCUGUUCUGCAAUCAGUAAACUCCUCUCUGAAAGAUCUUGACCUCAGUAGCAAUGACCUCCAGGACUCCGGAGUGAAGCUGCUCUCAGUGGGAUUGAAGAGUUCACACUGUACACUGGAAGUGCUGAGAUUAGCAUCCUGUAAUCUUAGCAACGAAGCUUGUGAAAUUCUCAGCUCUGUUCUGCAAUCAUCAAACUCCUCUCUGAAAGAGCUGGACCUCAGUAGCAAUGACCUCCAGGACUCCGGAGUGAAGCUGCUCUCAGUGGGAUUGAAGAGUUCACACUGUACACUGGAAAUACUGAGAUUGUCUGGUUGUAUGGUGACAGAUGAAGGCUGUUCUUCUCUGGCUUUAGCUCUAAAAUCAAACCCCUCCCACCUGAGAGAACUGGAUCUGAGCUAUAAUCACCCAGGAGAGUCUGGAGUGAAGCUGCUCUCUGAUCUACUGGAGGAUCCACACUGCACACUGGAGAAACUACAGGUGGAUCAUGGAGGGAAGAUCAGGAUGAAGCCAGGACUGAAGAAAUAUGCUGUUGAUCUCACUCUGGAUCCAAACACAGCGUAUAGGCGUCUCUCUCUGUCUGAGAGGAACAGAACGGUGGAGUGGGUGAGAAAAGAUCAGUGGGUGGAUGAAGAUCAGUGGGUGGAUGAAGAUCAGUGGGUGGAUGAAGAUCAGUCAUAUCCAGAUCAUCCAGACAGAUUUGAUGACGAGCCUCAGGUUCUGAGUGUGGAGAGUCUGACUGGACGCUGUUACUGGGAGGUUCAGUGGAGCGGAAGAGGAGCUGAUAUAUCAGUAUCAUACAGAGGAGUCAGGAGGAAAAGAGACAGUGUUGACCACGAGUGCUGUGAGUUUACAAGCAAUAAUGAGUCCUGGAGUCUUCAGUGCUCUGAGGACGAAUACACUGUCUGGCACAAUGGACAUGGAACUGGCCAACAUGUCCCCCCCUCUAACAGAGUAGGAGUGUAUCUGGACUGGGGGUCCGGCACUCUGUCCUUCUACACCAUCUCACCUAACACGCACACACUGACCCACCUACACACUCUCUACACCACAUUCACUGAGCCGCUCUACGCUGGAUUUGGAGUUUAUUCUGAUUCCUCAGUGAGACUGUGUGAGAUAGAAUAACUUCUACACAGAGCCUCAGAAACUCAGCCCAUCACAGCUCUUAGGCUCCCUUCUCAUCUGAGUGCUUUAACAAUGAGCACAGUGCUCUGUUAGGACCGCCAGAGCCUGCUGUGUGGAAGGAGCCCGCCUACAAGGCCGUCUGACCAAUAGUGGCUGAGCAGCAGAGGCUCUAGCCAAUCAGGUUCUAGGCCACUCCGUACGGACAAGUAAGGAGUCCGCUUUGCUGCCCGAGCGCCGCCCCCAAACAGAACCACCGUUUCUGACUGGCUGAAACCUCCGUCAGUUAAAACACCGAGCUUUGCCCGCGAUGGACUGAAAUUCCCCCACCAAUCAAUACAAGUACAGGAUCAGUGCAGCAACAGUGACGCCAUACGAAACAACUCGCUCAGAAAACGACAACCGGCCGCUAAACGAGUUUAAAAUGCGGAGACACAGCAACACAACAUUCACCACACCCGCUGCUGCAGCACAAACCGCGAUUACCGCUCAAAAAGCACAGAGUUACCACACAAACCACACAAUCACCACAACACAAACCUGCACAUCGCAAAGAAGCACAACAAGCUCACACUGCGCAGCGGCAGCCCUUAAACCCGCUCUCCUCUCCUUAUGAAGACUAAAGCACUGGACAAUGGCUGAAGAGUGACCAUUACAUCCGCAAUAAACCCAACGCUGAACAAAUCUGACCAAAUGAGGACAAAUAAGCUGCAAAAGUGGCGAUUUACUAAACCAAAGCGCUGAAGUUCAUUAAAGCAGGUAGUUUAGCGAUUUUUGAACAGGAGAACGAGCCUGUUUACGCACGACUUGAUGCUCUGAAUCUAGGAAUCGAUUCUUGAACUCCUUUCCAUCACUAGCGAAUAGCUGAAUAUAAUGGACUCCUGAAGAUGACUCGAUUGAAUCAACAGAAUCGAUUCCAUUGUCUGAGACUCUCUGUCAUUGGUGAGAGUCUCAGAGAAUUGAAUUGACCCUGUUGAUUCAUUCGAGUCGUUUCCAUCCAGUAUAUCCACACUGUACCGAGUCAAACUCUGUUUUAGUGAUUAGUGAGUCUUUAGUUCAGAAAAGA